Messenger RNA from Cynara cardunculus var. scolymus (artichoke), 1044 nucleotides. Its product is annotated as protein Iojap, chloroplastic. NCBI's taxonomy places the organism in Eukaryota, Viridiplantae, Streptophyta, Magnoliopsida, Asterales, Asteraceae. The transcript is spliced from 6 exons. The coding region runs from base 116 to 787 and encodes 223 amino acids. Gene Ontology annotation, molecular function: ribosomal large subunit binding. The record is from RefSeq and is a predicted model, not a curated record. Gene Ontology annotation, biological process: negative regulation of translation; negative regulation of ribosome biogenesis.
GGGUACAUAAGUCCUUAAGAAACAGGGAAGGGAUAAAACGUUCUGAUUUUUAUGAUAUCGUCUACGCUUUUGGGACUCUUUACAACAGCGCCAUAGUUGAUUAUCGAGAACAAAAAUGGCUACUUCCGUCGCUUCUUCCUUCCAAAUCAGAUUCGGUGCCAGAAGCAAAAUAUCCCGUGACCUCUGGCAGUCAAGCCCAAAUGCUAAUGGAUGGAAGUGUUUAAACUUGUCUGAGAGUUAUAAGUUGGGCAGGUCCAUACACAGAUCGUUAAGGGGUUCGUUGGUGGUUUCCCCGAUGGCUAUAGGAGCAAAUACGAGUCAAGAUACAGACGACAUGUACGAUGACAUGUUUAAGAAAUACGGGAAGGUUGUUUACAAAAGGAAUGAUCAAAAGUCUCCUACUGCAGAGGUUGAUGACGAUGCUGAGUGUUUGGCUUUUGCUGUGGCAUUAGCAAAGAUCGCAAGUGAUGUGAAGGCUGCAGAUAUCAAACUCCUCUUUGUGAAACCUCUGGUCUAUUGGACCAAAUUCUUCCUCAUUACCACUGCAUUUUCUCGACCUCAAAUUGACGCCAUCCGAACCAGAAUAAAUGAUCUAGCUGAAACACAGUACGGGAAAUUUUCAACCGGAGAUUCCAAACCCAAUUCAUGGACCUUAUUAGACUUUGGUGAUAUAGUCGUGCACAUAUUUCUUCCAGAACAGAGAGAACUUUACAACUUGGAAGAGUUUUACGCAAAUGCGACUCCCAUAGAAUUACCAUUUGAAAACCAACAAAGUUUUAACCGUUGAAAAGAUGGUCUUUUCGACCACUCCAUCCCACAAUAACUACUUAUUUGGCCUUUCGUGAAGGAGCCCGUGCACGGGCAAAUUGAACUCUGGUGUCGAGACACCAAUGAAGAUGUAGAUUAGAGGGUUGUCGGGCUUGUAUUUUAGUACUGGUUGUGUAUUCGUAUGUGAUGUAGCAGGUUGUAAGAUUUUAUUUAUUGUAAACCAUUAUUGCAAUUUCUCAAUAGAAAAGAAAACCAAAAAUUUAUAUUUGAACAAAA